Molecule: messenger RNA, 1485 nt
Organism: Choloepus didactylus (southern two-toed sloth)
Lineage: Eukaryota; Metazoa; Chordata; Mammalia; Pilosa; Megalonychidae
Product: protein O-mannosyl-transferase TMTC4-like
Biological process (GO): protein O-linked glycosylation via mannose; endoplasmic reticulum unfolded protein response
Cellular component (GO): endoplasmic reticulum
Molecular function (GO): mannosyltransferase activity; protein binding
Source: RefSeq, a predicted model, not a curated record
CAUUUAAAGAAAAACAUGGGCAUGCUCAGGAACGGAGGCCUCCUAUUUCGGAUGAUUCUCCUGACCUCUGGAGGGGCAGCCAUGCUCUACGUGCGCUGGACAAUCAUAGGCACAGGCCCACCGGCGUUCACCGAGGUGGUCAACCCAGCCUCCUUUGCUGACAGCAUGCUGGUCAGGGCCAUAAACUAUAAUUACUACUAUUCACUGAAUGCACGGCUGCUGCUGUGUCCCUGGUGUCUGUGUUUUGAUUGGUCAAUGGGCAGCAUACCCCUCAUUAAGUCAGUCAGUGACUGGAGAAUAAUUACACUAGUCGCACUCUGGUUCUGCCUAAUUGGCCUAAUAUGUCAAGCCCUGUGCUCUGAAGACAGCCAUAACAGAAGGAUCCUUACUCUGGGCCUUGGAUUUCUUGUGAUCCCAUUUCUUCCUGCAUGUAACCUGUUCUUCCGAGUGGGCUUUGUGGUGGCGAGAGUCCUCUACCUCCCCAGUGCUGGGUACUGUGUGCUGCUGACUUUCGGAUUUGGAGCUCUAAGUAAACAUGCUAAAAAAAAGAAACUAAUUGCUGCUAUUAUACUGGGAAUUUUAUUCCUAAACAUGCUGAGAUGCAUGAUUCGCAGCGGUGAAUGGCGGAAUGAAGAACAGCUUUUUAGAAGUGCCCUGUCUGUGUGUCCUCUCAAUGCUAAGGUUCACUACAAUGUUGGCAAAAACCUGGCAGAUAAAGGCAACCAAACUGCUGCCAUCAGAUACUACAGGGAAGCUGUAAGAUUAAAUCCCAAGUAUGUUCAUGCCAUGAAUAAUCUCGGAAAUAUCUUAAAAGAAAGGAAUGAGCUCCAGGAAGCCAAGGAGCUGCUGUCUUUGGCUAUACAAAUACAGCCAGACUUUGCUGCUGCCUGGAUGAAUUUAGGCAUUGUGCAGAACAGCCUGAAACGGUUUGAGGCAGCGGAACAGAGUUACCGGACAGCGAUUAAACACAGAAGAAAAUACCCAGAUUGUUACUACAACCUUGGACGUCUGUAUGAAGAUCUAAAUCGUCAUGUGGAUGCAUUGAAUGCAUGGAGAAAUGCUACUGUGCUGAAACCAGAGCACAGUUUGGCUUGGAACAAUAUGAUUAUACUCCUUGAUAAUACAGGUAAUUUAGCCACAGCUGAAGCAGUUGGAAGGGAAGCUCUGGAAUUGAUACCUGAUGAUCACUCUCUGAUGUUCUCCUUGGCAAAUGUGCUAGGAAAAUCCCAGAAAUACAAGGAGUCUGAAGCUUUAUUCCUCAAGGCAAUUAAGGCUAAUCCAAAUGCUGCAAGUUACCAUGGUAAUUUGGCUGUGCUUUAUCAUCACUGGGGACAUCUAAACUUAGCCAAAAAACACUAUGAGAUCUCCCUGCAUCUUGACCCCACUGCAUCAGGAACUAAGGAGAAUUAUGGCCUUCUAAGAAGAAAACUAGAACAAAUGCAAAAGAAAGAUGUCUGAUCCUUUGUCCUUUUUCUUUUUUUUUAA